CCCGCCCCCUCCUCCCCGAGAGAACGUCAGUAUAUUAUGACGUCACAUGGUAUAAACUGUACACCCGCGCGCUCUGAAGAUCACUUCAGUUCAGUGAGACUCCGAGCAGAAGCGAAGACGUUCACCUGAGCAGAGCCUCGAAGUCCAUCCAGACGGACAGUUGACAAAAAUUCAGCAAGUUUGACAGCGACACAGUCAACACGCGUUUCUCCUGCUUUUGAGUCAGUGGAGCUCUACUUCAGCAGCUCAGUGUCAGCAGAUGUUCAGCUGAUAUUGAGUGACUCUCCACAGACAGCUGGAGGAAAAAGCUCUUCAGAACAACAGGCUUCUCCCACAGCAGCCGCUAUGGAGAACCGCUCAACAGAAAAACAAACCAGAAAGAGGAAGACAAAACGCAUCCAUGCAUUCUUCCGCCGAAUUGGGAAGACUUUAAAGCUUUGCACCCUACACUGCUACGGGGACGAUAUAUUGUCCCCAUUUCCAUCCGAUGAUCCAGCAGAUCUCCAGCCAGGUUUAUCUGGCCUUGAAUGGGCGUUAUCAAUCGAUCCAUGUCCAUCUGGUUUGGAGCUGACAGUUAACACCAAUCCGGCUGAUCCUGAUGGGUCAUUGGUCUCAGAACCAUCCAGUCUUGAGGUGAUAUCUGACAGUGAUCAGGCUGAUCCGGAGCCAUCACCUGUCCCAGGUCAAUCCAGCCUCGAUUUAAAGUUAACACUGGAUCCAGGUCUAUCCAAACUGGUUUCUGAGACAAUGAAUGUCCCAGGACUAUCUAGUCUUGAUGUAACACCUGAACCAAGUCUAUCCAGUAUUGAGAUGAAACCGGACAUGGAUCUAACCGAGCCCAAGCCAUCAUCUGUCCCAGGUCCAUCUGGUUUUGAGGCAGCUAUUGAACAACAAUCAACAAAGAGGAAGAAGAAAGGCAUCUGUGCAUUCUUCCGCCGAACAUGGAGGGUUGUUAAGUGUGCUGCUCUCUGUUGCCAAAGGGGCAACAAAGUGGCUCCAGAUCCAUUUGCCAUUGACCCAGUGGCUCAACAGGAAAAUUCAGAUCUCCAGCCAGAUUUAUUCAGCCUUGAGAGGCUGACACUUAAUGCUGAGCCAACAUAUCUGGAGCCGUCACCUGUCCCAGGCCCAUCCAAACUGAAUAAUGAGCCAAUGCCUGCCCCACAUCAGUCUGGUUAUGAGCCACCUGUUGAAAAACAAAGAAAAAUCAGGAUGAAGAAAGACAUCCAAGCAUUCUUUCAGCGAACAUGGAGAACUGUUGAGUUUCCCUCCUUGGCCCCAGAUUCAUGUCGAGUUGAGCCAGUAGCUCACUGGGAUCAAGUGGACCUCCAGCCAGGUCUAUCUGGUCCCUUGUGGUUGUCAAGGAAUGAUCCAGGUCCUUCUUGUUUCGAGGUGACAGUCAUGGCCAACCAAAAUCCACCUGAUUCUAAGCCAGAUCCAUUCAGCCUCCAGUCACACUUAACACUUGACCCAGGCCCAGCUGGUCUUGUAGUUGAGUUGACGUCUGUCCCAGGACCAUCCAGUCAGGAGAUAAUGCCAGUCUAUGGGUCUGACAUGGGUCUGGAUGUUCCUGGGCUAAAACCCAUUCCAGGUUCCAGUCUCGUUCUGACAGCUGCUGUGGAUCUGAUUGAUCCCGAGCCGUCAUCUGCCUCUGGUUCAUGCAGCUGCAGGCGGACACCUGACACUGAUCUGGACAAUUCUAAACAAAAACAUGUCCCAGUCCUAUCUGGUUUUUGGCCAACUGCAGCAAAAUUUUCCUCCCGUUAUGAUGUGGGACGGAAGUUGGGACAGGGAGGUUUUGGCUCUGUGUAUAAGGGGACUCACAGAUUUAGUGGACGGAAGGUUGCUAUCAAAUUUCUACCUAAGAAUCUCUGGAACAGCUUAAUUAAUGUGCCUGGAUCUACAGAACCACUGCUGUCAGAAGUGGUUAUAAAUGUGAUGGUGUGCGCACCUCCGAAAAGCCCCUACAUUGUACAAAUGAUCGAGUGGUUUGAUCAGCCACAUCAGUUCAUCAUAGUUAUGGAAUAUCCACAUCCAUGUCAGACCUUGCUGGAAUUUACCAUGUGCCAUGGAUGUUGUCUGGAUGAAUCUGUGGCACGUGGUUUAAUGCGGCAAGCGGUGCUUGCAGCCAAACACUGCAUUGAACGGGGCAUCUUACACAAUGACAUCAAGACGGACAACAUGCUGGUCAACACAGAGACACUGCAGCUCAAACUAAUAGACUUCAGCUGUAGCAAACGUAUUAACAUGUCUUGCUCUGAAGAUCAUCAACAGGCGGUUGGAUCAACAGUCUGGUCUUUAGCUAUGGUACUUUUGGAGAUAGUAAACGGAGACCAGCCCAUGAGUGUUUUGCAGAAAGCACGUCAUCCUUUGAUACCAAAUUUCUCCAGUGCUCCCUCUUUAAUCAUGGGAAAUUUGAAGUACAUGCGUUUCUCCAGUCCGAAGAUAUCGGUGAAAGUUUUUUUCCAAGCGACCCUGAAAGUGUAGUCAAUUUCAUUGCCAGUCAGCUGGAGGGACCGGGACGUCUGCAUGGCUACCGAAUGAUGCGUGAAAGAUGCCGUUUGAAUGGUUUGCGGCUGACCACAGCAAUGGUUAGAGAGAUACAGAUAAGUCUGGAUCCAUCAGGUGUGAAGGAAAGAAGCGGGAGGAGGUUGCGUAGGGCGACAUUAUGGAGUGCCAGGACCUAACUAUCUAUGGCACAUGGACUCUUACGACAAACUGAAGCCGUAUGGCAUAGCAGUUAAAGGCUGCAUUGAUGGUUUUUCACGGCACAUCAUCUGGAUGCAAGCCUACUUCAAAAAUAACAAUCCUAGAGUAAUUGCUGGGUAUUAUUUCCGCGCUGUUGCUGAAAGAAGGGGUUGCCCUAAAAUAAUCCGAUCCGAUUUUGGUACCGAAAAUGUCCACGUCAACAGGCUACAAGAGUUUCUUCGUGAAGACUCGACUGGAACUGUGCAUGGGCCGUGUGUCUUUCAAGGAACAAGCCAAGCAGACCAGAGAAUAGAAAGUUGGUGGGGUAUCUACAGACGACAAAACGCAGAUUACUGGAUUGAUAUGUUCAAAGAACUAUAGUCAGCUGGUGAUUUCACAGGCGAUGCAACUGACAAAGGCCUUAUACAGUUCUGUUUUCUAUCCAUAAUUCAGGUAACUGCAUGUUCUUUACUCUGCUAUAAAAUUAUCUUAUUUGUUUAACACUUAUUAAAAAACAUUAAACGCGGCGUUUCUCUUUUGGUAUGUUUACUCAUGUUUGCUUAACUCCAUUAGGCAAAUGUAGCCAAACUGUCCAAUCACCCUUUCUUAUUAUUAGACUUGUAAUCUGUUUGUAUAAUUUAGUUCACAUCUGCUUGUCCAUAUAAAAAAUUUUGAGGAAAAAUGCUAAAAUGCUCUUGCCUAUAGGACCUGGUCCAUG
Molecule: messenger RNA, 3403 nt
Organism: Carassius auratus (goldfish)
Lineage: Eukaryota; Metazoa; Chordata; Actinopteri; Cypriniformes; Cyprinidae
Exons: 10
Coding region: 346-2484 (712 amino acids)
Biological process (GO): negative regulation of apoptotic process; protein autophosphorylation; regulation of mitotic cell cycle
Cellular component (GO): cytoplasm
Molecular function (GO): protein serine/threonine kinase activity; ATP binding
Source: RefSeq, a predicted model, not a curated record